AUGACGUAUGUUUACCCAUAUCCUAUUCGCGUCGGUGGCUACACUCUAACCGUAGAACAAUUCGCCGAGCUCUACAAACGUAUCAAACCCGACUACACCAUUGUUCCCGAUGAAGACGUCUUCACUGGCGGUACACUUGGACUCGCUCUCGUCAAUUUCGGCUACAAAUUGAGGGAAGCCGACAUAGACGCACAGUCACUGGGUGUCUUCAUUGACCUACCCAUAUGCCGCGAGACGCUGAGAGUCAUGCUUGUGUCAUGGAUUUCAUGUCUUUUCCGGUCUGUACAUGAGUCAACACACGCCUACUCUCGGCCUUCUCGGCCUUGA
Desarmillaria tabescens is the source of this 327-nucleotide messenger RNA. RefSeq lists its product as uncharacterized. Lineage: Eukaryota; Fungi; Basidiomycota; Agaricomycetes; Agaricales; Physalacriaceae. The transcript has 2 exons. The record is from RefSeq and is a predicted model, not a curated record. The coding region runs from base 1 to 327 and encodes 108 amino acids.